Messenger RNA from Cavia porcellus (domestic guinea pig), 5671 nucleotides. RefSeq names its product cilia and flagella associated protein 43 (gene Cfap43). Gene Ontology annotation, molecular function: protein binding. The record is from RefSeq and is a predicted model, not a curated record. Lineage: Eukaryota; Metazoa; Chordata; Mammalia; Rodentia; Caviidae. The transcript is spliced from 37 exons. Gene Ontology annotation, biological process: cilium assembly; sperm axoneme assembly. Bases 637 to 5472 code for a protein of 1611 amino acids. Gene Ontology annotation, cellular component: axoneme.
AGGGGACUUCCUCUGCUCCAAAAUGGAAGAGUUCACUGUAAGAUUUGACCAAACCUAGUUCUUACAAAUAAAAGCGAUUUCCCAGUUAGUAGAAGGGUCCAAGAUUACUGGAGACAGAAGCCGGAGAGCCAAGAAUAUCAUGAGAGAAAUUCCCCUAUGAAGGGUAUGGAUUAUUCAACAGUAAUGUUAGGGAAACCCAGUAUCUAAACAAAAGUAUCAAGUUAGAAACAAAAGUAUCAUAUUACAGUGUGCAUUAAGCCAUGUAUCACAUGAAAAUAAGCAUUUAAUAUAAACACACUUGAAAAGCAGAAGAAAAUAGGAUAGAAUAUUGAAAUGAUUCCAGGAUAGGUAAGAGCAUUCCAAACACAUUAAAAAUUAAAGGAUUGACAUCUUAAUUACGGACAACCUUAAAACUUAUGAAAAUAACUUAUGAAAAAAAAAGGCUAUGAAAAGUUAAAAAAGGCAAAUAUCGGACUGAGGGAAAUCUUUGUAACAAGUAUCAUCAAGUACUCAGAGCAUCCAUGAAGCACUAAAGAAAAAGGACAAAUGUUUCAUGAGGACAAUGGCAAAGGAACUCAUUUAGACAAAUCACAAAAUUAUUAAUGAUCGAAGACAUCAAAAGAAGUUACAUCUCAGAUGGGCAUGGUAGUGCAAGGCUGUAAUCCUAGCACUCUGGAGGCUGAGACAAGAAGAUCCUUGGGACUUCAAGGCCAGCUUGAACUACAUGUUGAGAUCCUGUCUCAAAAAAACCAAACCAAACAAAAGAAGAGGUCCCACCUCAAUAUUCAUCAAAAAUUGGGCAAUGUUCUUCUGGACUACACUUUGCUUUCGUUCAGUUACUGUGGCACCUACCUGGCCAGUUACUCCUCGCUGCCCGAGUUCGAACUGGCCCUCUGGAACUGGGAAUUGAACGUCAUCUUAUGCAAACAGUCCCAGCCCGGCAUGGACAUCAGCCAAAUGUCCUUUAACCCCAUGAACUGGCACCAGCUGUGCUUGUCAAGCCCGAGUACAGUGACCGUGUGGACCAUUGAAAAGAGCGACCAGGAGCAUCAUUUCAAAGCAAAGUCAAUAAAGCUACCUCUGGAAGAUGGGUCACUUUUAAAAGAAACAGACCUGCUUUUCCCCCAGUCACUGCCCAAGGACCCCGUCUACGGGCCCGUGCUGCCACUGCCAGCCAUUGCUGGGCUGGUAGACGAAGAGGCAGAGACUUUCAGGCCAAAAGAUGACCUGUACACACUGCUUCAUCCCACUAUGCACUGUUGGACUCCAACUAGUGACCUGUAUGUUGGCUCUGAAGAGGGCCAUCUUUUGCUGAUUAAUGGAGAAACUUGGAAGGUGACUGUGAUUCAGAAGGUAGAAAAGACACAACUGGUUGUACCACAUCUUUUCAGUCCAGUGACCCUGGUAUAUCAGAAGGAUGGCAUCGUUGCUUCUGGAAUUGAUGGCUUUGUGUACUCUCUCACUGUCAAAGAUUCAAGUUUUUACAAACUAGAGGAAUUUCUUGAGAUUGAAAGUCCUGUGACACAUAUGAUAUUCUCCCCCAGUUAUAAAAUGCUGCUGAUUCAAACAGACAAGGGAUCUGUUUAUAUUUAUACUUUUGAUGAAGAGCCAACCUUAGAUAAGAUCCUAGAUGCUUGUGAUGGAAAAUUUCAGGCAAUUGACUUUAUCACCCCUGGAACCAAACAUUUUAUGACCCUCACACGUUCGGGGGAAGUCUGUGUUUGGGGGCUGGAGGAUUGCACUUGUGUAAGCAAGAUUUACCUGAACAUCAAGGCGCAGGCAACAACGCUGGCUUGCUCCCCCUCCUCCCUCUCCGCCGUCGUGGGGACUCUGGAUGGCCGCGUGUACUUCCUGGACGUGUGCGAGCCAGACUCCCCCAGGGUGGCCCACAAGGCCUUCCUCUCGCAGGCGCCUGUGCAGCACCUCAUUUAUGACCAACAAGGCACAUAUCUGCUAGUUGGAACUUCAGAAGGAAACGUCUUUGUUAUCGAUGCCAAGCCCACAAGCUCAUUUCAGAUUCUUGGAUUCACAGAGGUGAGCAAGGACCUUCUACAAAUAUCCACGGUGUCUCUUUUGGGAACAAACGUAGUGAAAGUGGCAGUGCUUUCCUCAAUUCCGGAAGCAGAAAGAAGCAGGCUGGCAGUAUUUACCCUGCCUAAAACCCUGCCACGAGAUUUUGUCGACGAGAGAGGGCGGCUGAGAGACACACUCAUUCAUAAGUAUUUGUAUGAGACAGAGCACACUCUUUCUUCUGCGACCUUGAACUUUCAAAGUAAUGGGAUAUACGGGUUCUGCAACCAAGUGCCAUACAUCUGUAGCUACCACCUCCCUGAAAAAGGUCACAACGAUGUUGUCAUUCUUAAACCAUACCAAAAGGUACAAAGCAAACAGUACGGGCCUGGAACGCUCCAUCUGUCUUCACAUGGACUGUGGCUCAUAACAGUAGCUAAAUGUGGAAUCCUGUGUAUCCGAGACAUUUACACUUUGGAAACCUUUGCUCGGUGCCGGAGUCACUCCCACCAGGGGCGUGGGAUUCAGUCGGUGAGAAUUUCAGCAGAUGGACAAAGCAUUCUGGUAAACGGGAAAGACGACAGCACCCUGGUCUUCCUCAGGUGGAAGAAGCUUGGAGGAAAUUUAGCCAGUGAAAUUACUGAAUAUUGCCAGCAACUCCUAACAUCUCUGAACAGCAGCAUGGAGGAGGAGAACGACUGCCUAAGUGCAAUGAGAAUUUCAGAGUCAGAGCCCGAAGCUGAGAACACAAUGUUUCAGAGAAAGCUAAGCACUGACUCAUCACAAGAGGAACUGGUUGUCAUUGAGAUCAAGGAGGAAAUUCCCUGGAUACAACAGAAAAAUCAAGAGGCCAUUGAGAAAGAAGUUAGGCAGUUUUCUCAGAAGAGGAAAGCGGUAAGAAGCGGCAUCAAGGCCCUGGCCAAAACCGUCAUGACUAUGAUGGAAGAGAAUGGAAAAAUGGAUGACAUCGCAAAGUUAGACCAGCAGGAAUUUUGCCUGGAUCUUGAGGAGCUAGAACGGCUUCAAGAUCAAAGUGGAGAAGAGGUGGCGAAAAUAAAAAAGGACGUGGAGAUGUAUAACCUAUCCAAGAAGUACUUGGCUAGCCUCAUCAGAGAAGAGUGCUGGAAUUCCAUGGCUGUGAAAGGUCGAGCCCUUAAGUGCUUCCACAUCCCCUGUGUGGUGGAGAACUUCCCCAUGAGAACGCGCACGGCCGAGGAGCUGAAGGAGCUGAAGAGAGUGCUGCAGCAGAAGAAGAUUGAAGCCGAGUGCCUUAAACUACGGAAGGAAAUUGUAGAGGACCAGUCUACCAUCACCCUGAUAAAAAACCAGCACGAAGAAGACGAAGAGGAGGAAGAAGAAAAGACAGUGGUAGACACCAACCUGCCCAAUUACUUGCUUGGCAGUCUGAGUACAGACUUUGGGGUAGACACUUCUCUGUUGUCAAGCCAGCUGGAACUUCAUUCCAGGGAGGAGAAGAUCAACCAGAUCAUAUUAUUGAAAGAUAUCAUUUACAAAGUAAAAACCGCUUUCAAUAAUGAGUUUGAUGCUGCAUAUAAACAAAAAGAGUUUGAAGUCUCACGAGUGAAAGAAAGAAACGUUAGAAUUAAAGAAAUUAUUUCAGAUCUGGAGUUGGGAGAAAAUGUCUGGCAACCAGAAUUUGAAGACUGCGAGAAACCGGAAAGGACCCUCAUCGUGGAGAAUUCUGAGAUCACAGCCCCAAAGCAUUUUAAUGCGUGGCAAAGAGCCAAAGCAGAACUGAUUGUGGUGCGUGAAAUACGUCGCUGGCUUAAGUCUCGGGGCACCGACGCGAGACGCAGAGGCCUGAUGGACAUGAUGGGGGGUGUUCUGGAAGUCAAGAAGGAAGACAUCUUGAAAAUGGUGAUACCGCAACCAGCUUUCAUGGCAAAAUCUGACGCCCUGUGGACAGAAGAGGAAAGGAAACAAUUCAAAGAUUAUGAGAAAAAAGUUAAAGAGCUAAAUGAAGAAAAAGACAAGCAUAGAAAGUCCUUGGAAGCAGAAUUGAAGAAACUUCAAAACACUAUUCAAGAAAGCACACAGAACUUUGACGAAUAUCUGAAAAGACUCUUUGAAAGGAGAGUGAAGGCAGAGAUGGUUGUCAACCAGGAAGAAUUGAAAAUAAAUAACCUUGUUUUUUCUUUGCUAUUGGAUGAAGAAUUAAACUCCAGAGAAACAUUUCUGAACAACUAUCUUGUGAAGAAGCAGGAGGAGAAGAGCCAGACUUCAGAAGCAAUCCGUAAAUCUAGAGAAGACCUCGAUAUGUAUAAGGAGAACUAUGACAACUUACUGGCAGAAGACAAAGUUCUGGACCGAAGCUUCAAAAAGGAAUUUCCCGAAAUUCCAAGUCAACAAGUGGAUGUACUCUAUAAACUUUUUAAACGCCGGCCAAGAAUGCAGAAACAGAAAACGCAAUCAGAAAUGGAGAGUAUUGUCCCGUUUCGAGAGCCAGCAGGAGCUGGCAAGUUGAGUAAGGACACCUUUGCCCAGCUAAUGAAAGCCAUGGAUGAGUUGGAUAAUAUUAACAACAUGCCUGAAGGCUUGGACCCCGCGGUCUGGGAUCACUUCUGCGUAACUAGACGAGCAAAAGUGGAAAAUGAAUACAAAGUGAAGCAGAAGGCAACUGGCUUGACUGAGAUGGUGGCUUUUCUCCGGAGGAGAGUGGAGGAUGAUGAAAAAGUGCAACAGGAGAUCGAGAAAGUGUUCCAUGAGCUCAUCGUAUUACAGGAAGACAAAGCCAAAUACCAGCUGAAUUUGACAAUACAAAUUCUUCUCAAACAAGGACAAGUAGAACUGGAGAAUUUCCAGCAAACUCUGCAGUACCCUGAUGCAAUUCUCAUCAAUAAGACCAUCAUUGAAAACCUGAAUUCUGUCAUUCGGACUCAAGGACAAAAGAAAGUUGCUAGUAUGACGGAAAGUAAAGAGGUGAACAAAGGAAUAUAUCAGAUUGAGUGGGAACAUAAGAAAAUGGAGAUGGAAAUGGAAGAUCUCAACCAGAAGGCUUGGGAUAUUCAGAUGCUGUUCUUUUCAAGAGACCGUCAAAAGUACCUCAAUGAACCAAACUAUGAGUCUUUGAUUGCUCUUCAGAUUGGAAUAAUGGAGCAAACCAUUAAUGUUUUAGAUAAGACCCACAAAAAGAAUGUCAAUAACUGCAAAAAACUGCUCAAAAAAUUGGGAAAGUUCAGCAAUCAAAAAGACAUGGCAAAUUACACUCUAAGCUGCAACCUACGAGAAGAGCUGGUAGCUGUCUCGGAGAGACAAGACAUCUGCAAUGCAGUAGGGUCCACGCUGACUUGUGAAAAGAUUGCCAAAGAACGAUACAAAAAUAUGAUGAAACAACAAAAGCUGACAAAUAUUUCAAAAGAACAAGCUGAGCAGAUUUUAGUACUUCAGGCUGAAGUUGAAAGAUUAAGGAUGAAAACAUUCCCUGCUCUUGUAAAUCUGUAAAACACCAGCAAAAAUCACAAGGCCAAACCAGGCAUUUCAAAACUCACUGCCUUUGGGUGAAAUGUUUCUUUUUCUUUCUUUCAUACUGUAAAAUUUAAGUAGAUCUCUUCUUAGUCAUAUUUUUAAUAGUAAAUUAAUUUUAGCCUUGUAAUCAGUAUAUAAAUUUUUGUCCUGCAUAAAUAAAUGUGUAAAAGAGUUA